Messenger RNA from Etheostoma spectabile (orangethroat darter), 4075 nucleotides. RefSeq names its product CTTNBP2 N-terminal-like protein. NCBI's taxonomy places the organism in Eukaryota, Metazoa, Chordata, Actinopteri, Perciformes, Percidae. The record is from RefSeq and is a predicted model, not a curated record. The coding region runs from base 69 to 1886 and encodes 605 amino acids. The transcript has 7 exons.
UGUUUCGCUGCGUCGGGACCAGAGGACGCAAAUCAAGUGAAACAAAUCUCCUGACAGGAGAAAAGUUCAUGCUGGAGUUUCCAAAGACCUCCGAGGGCCUUAUGAAGUCCAAGCUGAAUAUGGAGAAUUUGACCAAGCCAGAGUUGCUGAUGCUUUUCAGCAUCCUGGAAGGAGAGCUGGAGGCCCGGGACCUGGUCAUUGAUACCCUAAAGGCCCAGCGUAAAGAACUGUUUAUCCAGGAGCGCUAUGGCAGGUACAACCUCAGCGACCCCUUCCUGGCCUUGCAGAGGGACAGUGAGGUUGUAGGGGACCAGAACAAGGACCCGGGCUGUUCCUCCCCCACCUCCAACCCUCUGGUGGUUCUCAAACUGGUGGUGAGCCACUGCAGGAGGAUGCAGGAGAAGAUGUUGGCCCAGCUGGCUGCAGUGGAAAGCAGGCACAGAAGGGUCAUUGCCGAUCUGGAGGAGGAACGGAGGAGGCACGCUGAGGACACCGCCGAGGGAGAUGAUGUCACCUACAUCCUGGAGAAAGAGAGGGAGCGCUUACAACAACAGCUGGAGUUUGAGCGGAGCCAGGUCCGGCGGUUGGAAAAAGAACAGCGGCGAAUUACUGACCAGCUAGAAGAAGAACGGGCUCAGCACAAACAGCUCUCCUGCACCUUGGCCAAAGAGUGCAAGUGGGCAAGUGCCAGGGCUCUGGAGGAGGGUCACCGGCUGACGGAGCUGAGCCGUACACUUGACAAGGAGGAGCAGGCUUGUCAGGCACUGAGAAACGAGCUGGAAGAUGAGAGGAGGCGAGCUCUGAGAAUGGAGGCGAGGGUGGAAGAGCAGCUGGCCGAGUUUGACACUGAGCGAGAGCAACUCCGCUCACGUUUGAAGAAGGAGGAAGCUCACUGCUGUCAGCUACAACAACAGGUAGAGGAGCUGAAGAGGACGCUGGAGGAGGUGAAUAUGAUGAGAGAUGUUGGGGAGGCAGUUACAGCUCCAGUAGAGGCAGUAGGAAAGGAGUGGGCCAUGAAAGUUCCUCCAGCAAAGACAGUAGUAGAGACUAUUACGGUGGAGGAGAUUGAGGAAGACCAAAGCCCACAACCUGAGCAGCCAAAAGUCAACUGUCACCACUGUCCGAUGGAGACCAAUGGGCACCACGGUCCAACCAACGCCUUCCCAGAUAACAUUGUACAGAAUGGGAAUGAGAAUUCUCUAAUUUAUCAGAGCCAGACAUCAUUCUCCCCCUGCAGUGUCACCCCCUCCACAUUCCCUCCUUCCUCCCCAUGCGCUUCACCUGUCCUUGCCAAACGCCCACCAGGCAGCCCGAGCCCUGGUAGCUACCAGUCUCCCUACCAGGCCGGGAUCAACCAGCGCUUCCACGCUGCUCGUCAUCGGUUCCAGGGUACCACUGACCCAGAGCCUCCGUCCCAGGCCACACAGCCAGCUCUCCCCCUCUCACCAAAGGAUGUCUCCCCUGUGACCAGCGGCUCGUCCCUAGAAACCAGCCCAGUCAAGCAGAUGGCCCGAAGCACAGUCACUCAAGUCCUGUCUCGCUUCACCACCGUACAGCAGAGCGCCACACCGAAGCUCGCAACACCAAACAAUUCACCCUUUGGUACAGACUACCGCAGCCUAGCAGCGCCUUUGUCUCCGAUCAUCGGAAGGGCCGCAGGAGUACUUCAGCAGGGGAUCCAAUCACCUACUACCCCCAGGGCAGAAAGGGGCAACCCUCCACCCAUCCCCCCUAAGAAGCCCGGUCUGGCCCAGGCCCCUCCCUCCCCGGCAGCAGUGCCCAGGUCCGCCAGCCACUUCUCUGACAGCCCCCUCUCAGCCAGCUGUGGCCUCACCUCCAGCCAGGAGGGAGUCAAAGAACUGGACAUGGUGGUUUCUUCUAAUUAACUGGUCAUUUGAUUGGUCAGUGAAUGAGUUAGCUGCUUCUCUGCUUGUGACACGAUAGUUGAAUCCACAUCUCAUAAUCAUGAUUGUUGAGAUAUUGCUUUGUACUUGACAGAAUUUAUAUUCUGUGCUUAUUUUAACAGAGGUCUCUUCAAACACUGUUAUUGUAUUUAUUACAUUUUUUUGGUAUGUGCUGAGGCACUAUUCAAGAUAGUGGUGAAAGAGCUGGUACUAAUGAAGAGGUACAACUGAUAGGGUUGUGCGAAUAUUGAAAUUCCCUUACUGACGACAUAGCUUUAACCAGUCCCUCCAGGAUUUUGCGAUGUCGCAAUCGCACCAAUUCACGCCAAUUCAACCAAUCAACGCAACUUUGGUGCGACUCGCAAUUUUGACCAAUCACCGUAACGUUUUUGCAGAUUUGACCAAUAACUGGAGUUUGCCGCAACUUCCCAAUCCCAGCAGUCCCACGUGCCAGACAGAUUAGUAUGGGACUCUGAGAGCCAAUGACCAAGCGGGAGUGAGAACGGGUUGAGGUCAUACGUGCGUGGCCAUAUAAAUUUCCUUGUUUAGUGAGAUGCGUGUGACUUGAACAUCUCACAUUUACGAACAAAACGUACAGUGAAAGACGAAAUGUCAAACCGUCCUGCCAACCUUUAUUCAUCUGAACAUCAAUGUACGCGUUCAUGUUUUUUUCACUAUAAACUCGCUGUAGCGGCUGUGGUUUCAAUUCUUUCGGGUCUCUGCAACGGACGGGGCUGCUCAGUUCCCCCGCCGACUGACGCGCGUAAACACAAACACACACACACGGUGGAUGCAGGAAAACCGGAGAUGAGACGUAGUAACAGGAUGACCUAAAUUGAGGACAGCUACGCUCAUUAUUGUAAGUGCAAUGAUAAAUUAAAGUCCAGCGUGUCCCAGCUCAGGAUAGGAACUAAACAAUGUAAAGAUCAACAAGCCACUGACACAUUCACGUUCAAAUUUGAGUCAUUCAAUAAAUUAUUUUUUUGUCUUAAGUCCAGCCAUUUUCAUAUUAUACCAACAUUUGCAGCAUCCUGAGCCUUUUUGACAAGGUUUCUAGUAAAAGUCAGCCCAGAGUAAUUUUCUUCUCUCCAAAGCAAGUUUACUAUACAAAAAAAACAAACUAAAUUGCAACAAACAAACAAAAAACAUUGCAAGUUUUAUCGCAAUUCUUUACAAAAGCUCAUGCAACAUAAGGCAUUUUGGGAAGCAACAAUCUAAAAAAAAAAAGCCGAAAUCCUGGAGUGAGGGUUUAACGAUGAUAAGAAAUUAUCAUCCAAAAAAUAAAAAUGCAAUAUGUUGCAAGUAAGUUCUAUUUUACAAAAGGGCAUGUAGAGAUCCAAAAUUUUUUUUUUUGUAUUUUAUUAUUUCAGUAACGCAUGCAUUUAUCAGCAGUGAUGUUUGGAAUGAGGAUAACAGAUAGUUAUCAUGGCCAACCAAUAUGCAUUAAAAUAUAAAUUAUAUCUCCCAGCCUAUUUCAAGUAUGCCGUUACUGUAUGUUGGGCACACCCUACUGUUAUUGUAUAUUAAGUCUUUUUUAUGGUAUCAUAUUUCCAAAGAAUACAAAUCAGUUUAUCACCUGAAGAGGUAUCAUGUUUCCCUAGUAUGUCGAUUGUUAUUACAACAAAUACUGUAAUAUUCAGACCAAAUGUAAGAAGUAGUCAUUGGACCAAUGUAUGUCUUAUUUCAUGUUGUGUGUAGCUGUCGUUUUUAUAAAAAUGUAUAGUUUAAAAAAGGCAUCAAAAGGCCACCAUGUCAUGGGACCUUUAAUGUAUAAUAGUUUUACAUGACAGAUAAUCUGAGUGUUGUUCUGAGUUUUGUUUAUGUAUUACUUUAAUGAUACAUUGUUUUGAUAAUCUUAGAACUCUGAAUAUAUGCAGGUGCCAUUGUACUCUGUUAAGGAUUAAUGAUUCUGAUGAACGUUAUGUCUUUGUCAUUUAUAAGAAACAAUUAUAAAACACACUCCAGUAUUUUUUCAACGAUGGCUUUGAUUAAUGUCAUAAGAACUUUUGUGUUAUCUCUAAUUUUUUUGAGAUCUUUAGUGACAGAUAAUAAACGAAUCCCAAAGAUAGUCAUGUAUUCAUAACUUUUUAUACUCCUAUAUACUCUUAAAGCUGCUCACGGCCUGCAACUUGGAAAGAUUUAGUGUAGGGCUAUGAUGAUGAUGAUGGAUG